GUUGUCUAUCUGCUGUCUCCUCACACAUCAGGACACUUCUUUUUGUGCGCCAUCAGGACAAUCGCAAGAAGCUGCUGUACGUGUGCGUGUUCAGGAGAGAUCAAACGGCAUCCGGUGUUACAUUUCGAGACACCGGCACCAACAAAUCUCAUCUUGAUUGAGUCUUGGUAUCUUCGAAGAGGACCACACUAGGCUUUCACCCUUCACCUUCCCUCCCUUCUGCACCGACAACAUGGCGGAGUUCCAGACACCUCGCGUGAAUGGGGCAGUGCUGAGCCAGUUCCUGGGCAACACGGUGUGCGUGGUGGGGAAGGUCUUGUCCUACCAAGAGGGAGAUUCAGAGGCACAACUCGAGACAUCGGAUGGGGCGAAGAUUACCGUGCAAAUGACGGCAGGGAGUACAUGGACCAGUCAGUACGUGGAAGUGAUCGGACACCUUCACGAGACAGACAGGUUGCAAGAGUUCAAGUCCACGGAUUUUGGGGACAUGUUCGACUUGAGGAAGUACAACGAGGUGGUCUCGCUGAUGACAGGGAAAUUCAGCUAUUUGUUUUACAACCCACAAGAGUAGCCCGUGCUCGUGUGGACGGGAUGGGUUAGUCCUUCCAUAUUUUUGUCGUAUGCAUUCCGCAUUGCGUUUUCGGCCGCAUGUUUCAUAGUGCGUGUGGUUGGGAUAGACAAGGGGUACCGGAGCGGCGUCAUGUCGAGAGUCGUGUUUUGGGAGUCGUUGUCGAAACCAACCAGGCUGUUCCGGGACAUUUCCGCACGUACUUAAAAUGUUUUUGCUGCUCUUAGUGGUGUCGUGGGAUAUUUUGGUACAUAAAAUUUGUUUGUUCCUGCCGUUACGCACCAAUGGGCGAGAGCUGUCUCGGCGCGCUGGUCCGGAGAACCCUCUUUAGAACGUUGCUCUUCUUUUGUCAUCCAAAGACUGUUGAUGUGAUGAACUGGUAGUUGGCGUUUCCAUAGGCCGUUGCUUUGCAUUUAUCGACUCUGCUCGAGACUGAGCGAGUUCCUGGUUAUUACAGGUGGUCGAGGUUUGGCUAUCGGGCGCAUCUUAUUAGAGAAAACAGUAGUGCAGUUUGUUGUACUUGCCUUCAGGUGUGGGGUUGAAAUUUAUCAAGCUGUCGGCGCAGCGAUUAGCACUUGACACAAUACACCUGCUGUUGGUUACACGUAUGCUACCUAGGUACCUCCGCUCUCGGAAGCCCCACUUUGGCAUGUGGCAUCGGUACAUCGGUACCAAGAGCAGUCCAGUCAACGGCAGUGGGAGGCAGCAGUUACCCGCUCACUAAAGUUGGAAGUACCGAUCUUUUCCGCACCGUGCCAUCUUAUGAUCUUGAGAAGAUUCAAUAGAACCAAGAGAUAACCCUGAU
Molecule: messenger RNA, 1373 nt
Organism: Ectocarpus sp. CCAP 1310/34
Lineage: Eukaryota; Phaeophyceae; Ectocarpales; Ectocarpaceae
Source: the annotation of a GenBank genome assembly